Nerophis ophidion (straightnose pipefish) is the source of this 1904-nucleotide messenger RNA. Its product is annotated as unconventional myosin-XVIIIa-like. NCBI's taxonomy places the organism in Eukaryota, Metazoa, Chordata, Actinopteri, Syngnathiformes, Syngnathidae. Bases 250 to 1845 code for a protein of 531 amino acids. Gene Ontology annotation, cellular component: myosin complex. The transcript is spliced from 6 exons. The record is from RefSeq and is a predicted model, not a curated record. Gene Ontology annotation, molecular function: ATP binding; cytoskeletal motor activity; protein binding.
CUGAGGACUGAAGAGGGGGAAGCAGCCUGCACGGUGAGCGGAACUACAAGCAGCCUGCACGGUGAGCGGAACUACAAGCAGCCUGCACGGUGAGCGGAACUACAAGCAGCCUGGAGCGGAGCUGCGCCCUAGAAGACGAUCCUAGUCUCGCCCUCUUGCUGUGCUGACUAGGGAUCUGGUCAGAAGUAUUGGACAUUUCUUUAAGAAGAAAGCUACCGCAUCGACGGGCAGCUCGGCAUAUCAAUCAACAUGUUCAAUCUGAUGAAAAAGGAUAAGGAGAGGGAAUCGGGAAGAAAGGAGAAGAAAGACAAGAAGGAGAGGAUGUCUGCAGCAGAACUGAGAAGCCUUGAGGAAAUGAGCAUGCGGCGUGGUUUCUUCAACUUGAAGAGAGAGGCCAAGCGUGAGUCCAAGAACAAAGUAGAGAUAUCCAACCCCAUUCCAAUCAAAGUUGCCAGCAGCUCGGACCUCACGCUUACCGACAUUGAAUCCGAUGGCAUAAGCAAUAGAAGCGCUGUAAUUCUGGAUGAGCAGCUGUGUGACGACCUGAAGGCUGAUGGAGGAGGACAGGAUGGACAUCGCAACUCCGUUCGAGAUCGCGUCGCACACUUCGGCUCCAUGGCAAAGCAAAACUCAUCCCAGGUGGGACAGAUGAUGAAACGCUUUUCCUUUUCCCAGAAAAGCAAAGAAGAGAGCCCUUCAGAGGGUUCUACGCCAUCGGGCCAAAACUCCACUGCUCCAUCCCCACAGGUGGAGAGCAAAGUCUUCAGCAUGCUGCGCAAACACAGCCUCAACCAGCAGACCACCAAGCCCACCAUCAGACAGGUCUGCAUUCCUCAAGUCGUUCACAAGACCUUCCCUGCUCAGCUGCAACUGCCAGCUCUUGUUGCACCAGUUGCACCUGAAACACGGGAGCUGGUGCUCCAACGUCGCCACACCGGCGAUUUUGGCUUUUCCUUGCGUCGCACCACCAUGUUAGACCGCAGCCCAGAUGGAGGAGUCUACAGGCGGGUGGUCCACUUUGCUGAACCAGGUGCAGGCACAAAAGAUCUGAUACUCGGUCUGGUGCCAGGUGACAGACUGGUGGAGAUAAACAGGUGCAACGUGGAGAACAAGACCCGUGAUGAGAUAGUUGAGAUGAUCCGCCAGUCAGGUGACACGGUGCGGCUGAAAGUGCAGCCCAUCCUGGAGCUCAGUGAGCUGAGCCACUGCUGGCUGAGGAACACUCAGGAACUUCGAAGGGAUGCCAGACAUGUAAAGACAGAAGAGCAGAUAGCCACUGAGCAGGCUUGGUAUGGUUCAGAGAAAGUUUGGCUGGUCCACAAGGAGGGCUUCUCCCUGGCUACGGUGUUGAAGACAGAGCCUGGUUCCCUCCCCGAAGGAAAAGUGACAAUCAAACUGGAAAGUAAUGACACCAUACUUGUUGUGGAUGAGGACGAUGUUGAAAAGGCCAACCCUCCAUCGUACGAUCGCUCUGCAGAUCUGGCUUCUCUGCUCUACCUUAAUGAGUCCAGUGUGAUCCACUGCUUGAGGCAGCGCUACGGAGGAAACCUGAUCCACUCCUAUGCUGGAUCCAACAUGGUGAUCAUAAACCCCCUCAGUACACCCUCCAUGUACUCAGAGAAGGUGAUGCUCAUGUUUAAAGGCUGUCGUCGCGAAGACUCAGCUCCUCAUAUCUACUCUGUGGCCCAGUCAGCCUACCGUAAUCUUCUCACCACAAGGCAGGAUCAAUCCAUUGUGCUGCUGGGAAAGUCUGGCAGUGGAAAAACCACCAACUGCCAGCACCUUGUCCAGUACUUGGCGUCUAUUGCUGGCAGCACCGGCAAAAUCUUCUCUGGUAAGCUGUAGCACAAGCACACACAAUAUUAACCCACCGUGAUAUUGAAAAGUUAACUUGCUCAAAUGUU